AUGCCGUUCCCUCAACAGCAGCUCUUGCAGCCCACCACAACCACCUCAAUCUCCACAUCCAUCUCGACUACAACCCUUCUCAGCACCGUCACGCUCUCGCCUAGCAUACUUCCUGCCUCCACAACCACGGUGUCCUCGACAACUACUAUCCUCCCUUCGCCUACGACUAUCCCUCCCGUCACGGUUACCAAAUCUGCUCCGACGGUUACCAUUACGAGUACAUUGACGCCUUUCCAAUUGCCUUCCAUCACCACCAUGACUUUGAUGAGUACGACGAGCGAGAGCGAAAGUCGCAGCACGACUACGAGUACUACUGUCGUCACCGCUGGUGCGAGAUAG
This is a messenger RNA of Aureobasidium uvarum, 339 nucleotides long. NCBI's taxonomy places the organism in Eukaryota, Fungi, Ascomycota, Dothideomycetes, Dothideales, Saccotheciaceae. The record is from the annotation of a GenBank genome assembly.